Molecule: messenger RNA, 5727 nt
Organism: Ostrea edulis (European flat oyster)
Lineage: Eukaryota; Metazoa; Mollusca; Bivalvia; Ostreida; Ostreidae
Product: early growth response factor homolog 1-like
Exons: 2
Coding region: 73-1257 (394 amino acids)
Source: RefSeq, a predicted model, not a curated record
CUUUUCAAAUUCAAGAUGAAGGCGUUCGUAGCGAAAUAACUGAGCGAGGUAGAUGCUGAGAGUUUAGCAGUCAUGGAUGAAGACACGGGCCACCCCAGAGGUGAUGUCUGUCGUAUGCUACAAUCUGUCAUCUUACAAAUCUGUAAAGAACACUAUCAAGCUUGUGGUGAUGUGGAAGUAGAUGCCAUUAUUUGUUUGUCAACACUUAACUCAGAAAGUCAGGAUGUAGUGAAAAUUCACAAGAUUUUGCCUUCAAGCAAUUUUAAAAACAGACGGAAAAGGCUAGCCAAUCCACCUCUUGAACAAUUUCACAGAGAACAAGAUAGCAUUCCAAUUUAUAUCUCAAAGGAAUCGGACUCUAAUCCUUCCACUAAUUUUCAAAUUAAAGAGGAAGUUGAUAUAGAAUUUAUUGCACAACAAAACAAUGCUCAUUUGGAUGAAGGUGAAUUGAAAUCUGAGGAAGACCCAGACAGCCACAAUUCCUCCCUGGAUCACACCUAUAAUGAAAACCUCUCUACCAUCGAAAUGGAUCAAAAUCUUUUCAUUUUAAACCAGGAUGAAGAAACAGAAUCCACUGUUUCCCAACAUAUAGCCAUUAAGGAAGAACAUCAGGAAGCCCAAGAAACAAGACCACCCAACUACUCGAGUCGACCAAAGAGGAAGCAAAAUCCAAAGAGAAUUGUUCGUGUACAAUAUUUCCAAAACAGUUUUGAAAAAGAUCAUUGCACUCAUGACAAUGAAACUGAAAAUUCUUUUCCAGAUGAAACGGUUAAUGAAAGUGAAUUUAUGAGUCAAAAAUGCGUAAUUGACGGCAGUGAGGAUGGAGUUGAAUGUGAGGCUGCGUACUCUGUGGAUGAUAAGCCUGUAUGUAAUUACGCGGACUCAGAGAUCGAUUUAGAUCUAACAACUGAAACAGAGCCCAGUCUGCCAGAAGUGGAAGUCCUCGAUCUGUUACCAGAACUUCCAGAAAACACUCGAGGUGAGAAAAUUUCCAGGCACAGGAAUAAAAAGAUUUCUUUGAAUGCGAUCCACAACAAAAGCAAAGUCUUCAAGUGCAGUAAAUGUGGAUCAGGCUUCAGCAGCAAGAAGUCGCAGAUGCGACACGAGCGCUAUAACUGUGGGGACAUUCCUCAUUUUGAGUGCAAUGUGUGCGGCAAGUUUUAUUCCAGGGCAGACAGUAAAACAAGGCAUCUCUGGAAAAUACACGGCAUUAAGAUAUCAACCCCUGAUAAAAAUAACCCCAUGGACUUCCCAUAAAAUAUGCAAGGUGCAACUGUGUCAAAUUUAUAAAUGUAUAUUGGAAAAGUCAUGAUGAUUUCAUUUUAUAAGUAAUGUAGAUGAGUAAGCACAAUGUCAUUAUAGAUAUUUUCUGUUGUUUCUGAAUAAGAUGUGAACAUAAUUGUUUAGGAUAGAUUUUGUAGAAAUAUUAUAAGAUUGUAAAAUAUUAUUUAUACUGCAAAGUAAGGUUUAAAUUUUGUGAGAUUUUAUUUAUGUGAAUUUGCUUUGCCAGGUCUUUUAGCGAAACAUAAUUUCUGUGAAUUUUGAUUCAAUUUAUACAUCACUGCUUGCAGAUUUUAAAAAUAAUUCGUGGGAAAUUAAGAAAAUAAAAUUUUUGCAAAUCAGAUGUUGAAUAUUGACAGUAGUUUGUACAUACAGGAUUUUGUCAAGUGAACAAAUUGCCAUGGAAUCAAUAAGAAUUCAGGUGGUUUGAUUUUGAAUUUUUAGGCUCCUGUAUGAUGUCAUGGGAUUUACACCCCCCUGCUAAUUGUACUUGUAUACAUUUUUCACCUUGUAACUUUUGCCUAGAUGCAUUGAAAAGUAGUUUUAGUCUAAUUCAGAUUCACUCAAAACCAUGUACUGUCGACUUAUGUAUAGUUUCCCGGAGUCAUAAUUUUGCAGAUUAAUUUGGUUUGGUCUGUGUGUGUGAAAUUCCGCUGGGUUGUAUACAGCUUACGUAAAAUUAGCUUACAUGCUUUAAAUCCACUGGUAUGGAAUGACACAGAUAUCAUGGGACUGUGCAGACUUAACAGAAAUAAAUACUGCACGUAAAAAUUAUGUUUACCAGGGCUCGAAAUUAACAUAUGCCUGUCAGUCUGUGACUGGCUAAAAGUCUGGCGGACUGACCGACAUUUGUUUUAGUCAGUCCGAUGGGACUGGUUAAUUUUCUAAAGCAUCAUUUUGGAAAAUAUACUUAAUAUGAAAUUUUAUACACAUUUGGCAUGCUUCGAUCUGUAGAUAUCAGACGAAUCAGAAUUUUUUUAUUCUGAUUCGUAAGUAUAAAUUCCAUAUUUGAGUGUUACAAUAUUGUCUGAGGCAUAUUGAGUUGGAUUUCAUUUUAAUAACAUCAACGAAAUAUGUUUAAUUAUUUCUGGAAAACUCUGUGUUGGACUGGUAAAUUUUUCUGCGGACUGGUUGAAAUUAUACCCCAUCAGUCUGGCUGGACUGGUGACAUAAAAAGUUAGCUUCAAGCCCUGUUUACAGUAAAUAAGAUACUUUGUUAUUGUCUUGAUAUAUAGAAUAUAUUUGAGCAAGGGUAAUAAAGUAUGAUAGUUGACAAGACUUGGGAAGCCCUCUUCACAUUUUGGACCUGAUUCCUAAUGUCACCUAUAUAUUGAAACAGUAUCCAUGUGUUCAUACUGGAACAUAAUGCCAAGUCAUACAAGAUUUGUUGUACCGAAAAUUGCUCAUUGUACAUCAGAAAGGUAACACAGAAAUGUUGCUUUGGUGCGUGUGUCUCCAACAUCACAAUAUGAACAGUGAAAAACAUAUGACAGUAAAAUAGAAGACAGGAAGUGACAUGUAUAUCAGGGCAUUGAUGGAGUAUAAAUGUGGUUUAUUGGUUUACCUUUAAUGGGUUGGUGAAGAGGGUAGUUAUACUCCAUGCAACGAGUUGUGGUGGAUACAUGUAUAAAGUUUAUGACCUGUUCUUGUUGGUGCAACUCAUCUGAAACUGCUUAGCAGAAUUUAAGUUAUAUGCACAUUUGAAGGAAAUUCUGAUUUAAUUGUUUUCCACUGGGAGUCAUGCCUGUCUUAAACAUAGAAGUUUUGCUUAAAUCAAAUAUUCCACUGAAACAACUUGUCAGUGCAACUCCUCUGAAUUGAAUUUCAUAUAACUUUUUUUUAUGGUUAUAGUAUUGCACUGUAUUGCAGUGUAUAUGUGCAGGAAAUUCUUAUUUGAUUUUUUUCCUGGGAGUUAUGCCCCUUUUGAACAUGGCUCCUUUAUUGACCACAUAUACAGAAAGAAAAAUGUAUAUGAUAAUAAAGUAUACCAGCUCCAUAAGCCCAACAUGUUGCCAUUCAAAUAAACAUUAAGAUGUAAAAGUGAUUUGUUGUAUUUGGUGUAUAGCAAUGCCAUUCAUUGUGGGGGCAAUUAGGAUAUAUGAGCUUGCUCACUUUUUCUCUUUGAAGGAUAAAAAGUUAAUGUAGAGUAAAUUUAAUGAGUGAAUUUAUUUCACCGAGUUUUAAAUUUGCCGUUUUAAGAUAAGGGUAUUAAGUGGUGAAAUUUUGAAAUGUUUCGAAGAUAUUCGGGUAUAUAGUUUUAGUAAUACAUGAAUUAUAUAAUGAAAAGAAAAUCUAAUAUUAAUCAAACUGGAUUUUUUCUCAGAAAAUUACAAAAACUGGUUCCACGAAAAUACUGCUAACGUUAUUUGCUGAAAUAUAAUGUGGUAUUUUCGCUGUGACCAUGGCAAUUCUGGUUUCAUUGUGACCAGUUCUGGUUUUACUGUAGGCCAAAACUGGAACUAGAACUGCAAUGAAUGAUCAUGAAUACUUUAAAUUUGUGUACGGUUACUAUGGUAACUGAUUUCAUAGACUGUGAAUGCUAACUACCUCAGUGUCAUUUCCUUCAGAAGAUGUCCUUGACCUGUGUAAUCAGAGAGGUGUUGAGUCAAAUUAAGAAUGUCCUCUUUUUAUAUUCUCGUUUGUAGAACAUUUUGCAUGUGAUUUUCUUUUUUCUUUCAUUAAAUACAUAAUAAAAUUGUAAAGACAGCAUGAUACUUCCGAGAACAAUAUGUCAGUUUGCAGAUUUACAGCAGACAUGUGACUUCUCAAGAUAGAUUUACAGCAAAUGUCAUGUGACUUCUUAUUAAGAAAGAUUUACAGCAGAUGUCAUGUGACUUCUUGUUAAGAUAAAUUAACAGCAGAUGUCAUGUGACUCCUCGUUGAGAUAAAUUAACAGCAGAUGUCAUGUGACUUCUUAUUAAGAUAGAUUUCAACAGACGUCAUGUGACUUCUCGUUAAGGAAUCUUGUAUCUAUAUACAACUUAAAGUUUUCUGCCUGUACUAAGACUGUGGUGUGUGGUGUGUAUAUGCUGGGAUAUAUUGAAUAAUGUUAUGAAAGUCUUACUUUUCUAAAUGCUCAAACAGGAGUACACAUAUUCCUCCACAUCCAUGACAAAGGGGAGCCACAUUGAAGUCUGUUUCUAAUCUGUACAUUACAUGUUUACACUUCAAGUCUUCUUUUGGGUUAAGAUGAUAUCCAAAGUUGAAUAUAUAUGUUUAUGAUAGUAUUUCAAGUUUUGUGCCAAAGUGAAUGGCUGCAAAAUCGUGCAUACAGUUUAUAAAAUAUUUGAAAUGCAGUACCAUCACCCUGAUUUUGUUGUUCAUGAAGCUGUCAAUCUACAGAUCUUUAUAUGGUUUGCUAUAUCCAUACAGAUCUUUUAGCACAUAUAUAUUUUGGUGAUCAUAUCAUUUUAUUUUUUAUAGACAUAGAAUUUGAUUUAUAGAUAGGAAUUUUCGUAUUUAUAUUGUUGUUUUUCGUUUGUAAAGAAAUUGUGCAUAAUGUUGCCAUUGUGUUGAAAUGAUUAUUAAAUCUUGCAUGCUAGGUACUCAUUUCUCCAAAUAUUUUCAAGAAGUACCAAAUAUGAAAAUAUGAUAUAUGAGAAUAUCUUAUUCAAAGUCUGCCUUGAGUUUAGAAUUAACUGUUGUAUGAAAUAUUAAUAAUAAUAAUACCAUAUUUAUAUAGCACCCUUUUCAUACACUAUGUACGCUCAAAGGUGCUUUACAAUGCAUAUAUACCUUACAACAGAAUGUUAUACACAUAAUACAUAGAAAAUAAAUAAAUAAAACUUUUAUUAAUUAUUGAAAUGCAGUACCAUCACCCUGAUUUAAUAAAAUUAAUGCUAUUUAAGAUGUGUAUCAUUCAUUAUGUAUCGUGAUAAUGAUUAUGUUUCAUGAUAAUGAAUUAUUGAUAGAAUAUUUGUUUUUUAAGUUGCUGUGAUGACCACAUGAUUAUAUUUAUUAUUUUCAUAAACUUAAUUAUCUGUUAUUUGAUAUUAGAAUUCCUUCUCACACACCAGAGUCUUGGUCUAUAGAUAACAUGUACAUUCUGUUGACUGAGGCUAUGGUAGCAGCAGACCAGUAGCUCAAUGGUAAAUCUUAAAAAUGGGUAUGAGAGAAUGUUGUACCAGGUAUAUCAUGACUAUAGGUUGCAAAAGGUGAAUUUCUUAAAUUUUCAAGGUUUUUAUUUUAGAGAACCUCCCCAUUCUGUUUAGUUUUCCAUUGUCUUUACCUGAAUGCAUUAUUUGAAUGAGAAGAUGUACAGUAUGAUGCAAUGCCCCCACAGUGUACAUUUAUUUAUUUACAUCAAUUUAAAUAUCAUUCUUGAAAAUCUGUUGUGAUUCUUAUGAUGGACAUUUUUAGCAUGUUGUAUUUAUGUUUAUAAACAUGUAACUGUGUGUUCUUUAUGUACAAGGCCAUUCCAUAAUAUUAAAUUGCUAUUACAUGUAA